Messenger RNA from Amborella trichopoda, 370 nucleotides. The record is from RefSeq and is a predicted model, not a curated record. NCBI's taxonomy places the organism in Eukaryota, Viridiplantae, Streptophyta, Magnoliopsida, Amborellales, Amborellaceae.
CGGGGCUAUUAGCUAGGUCCGACCAAACCAGCAUUGAGAUGUUUUCUAUUGGAGAACACAUUCUAGCGAUUCAAGGUCAUCCUGAGUACACAAUGGACAUACUCUUCAAUCUUGUAGAAAGACUCAGAAACCAGAAUGAGAUUGAGAGUGAUUUUGUGGAGGACUUAAAGGCUAGAUUGGAGUCUGCUGAACCUGAGAGGGAGGUUUGGAAAAAGAUUUGCAAGAAUUUCCUCAACCGACGAUUGACUCGUGAACCUUUGAAAUUUAUCAUGGUGGAGGAUGUAUGAAGGGUCUCUCUCCACGUUGGGCUUGAUCCCAUUACAAUGCAAAACGAUGUUGUCAUCUAGUGCUAUCCUUGAGUUUGCACGUC